Messenger RNA from Ramularia collo-cygni, 1020 nucleotides. RefSeq names its product related to dihydrodipicolinate synthase. The record is from RefSeq and is a predicted model, not a curated record. NCBI's taxonomy places the organism in Eukaryota, Fungi, Ascomycota, Dothideomycetes, Mycosphaerellales, Mycosphaerellaceae. The transcript is spliced from 4 exons. Gene Ontology annotation, molecular function: 4-hydroxy-tetrahydrodipicolinate synthase activity. The coding region runs from base 1 to 1020 and encodes 339 amino acids.
AUGUCCUCCCCACCCCCCGCAGGAAUCUACGUCCCCGUCCCAACUUUCUUCGCGAAACCAAACACAGCCUCCUACGACCCCAUCUCCCCACCUCUAGAUCUCGCAACGCAAUCCCAACACUCCCUCUUCCUAGCCAAAGCCGGCAUCAAAGGUCUCGUAAUUUUGGGCAGUACAGGCGAAGCAAUCUUCAUUCGCAACCAGGAACGACAUGCUUUGRUUAGURGUCAGAGAAAGACGCUCGAUGAGGCGGGUUUUAAAGAUUGUCCGAUUAUUGCUGGGACUGCGACGCAGAAUAUUGAUGAUACUGUUGAGAUGAUUGGGGAGAGUAAAGCUGCUGGGGCGGAGUUUGCUAUGGUUCUAGGACCAGCUUAUUUCGCUCCUGCGACCAGCCAAGCAGGUCUACAGAAAUGGUUCGAAACGGUAGCAGAUCGCUCUCCACUCCCCAUCCUCAUCUACCACUACCCCGGCGUAACCAACAACCUCUACAUCGCCCCCUCAACCUUCGAAUCCCUCUCCCAACACCCCAAAAUCGUAGGCUGCAAACUCUCCCACGGCAUCAUCGACGACCAAACCCUAAUCGCCUGCUCCCCAAAAAUCAACCACGACACCUUUUCCGUCUUCACAGGUCUCGGACAAAACCUCCUCCCCGUCCUCACCAUCGGCGGUGUGGCUGCCAUUGAUGGUUUAGCGGGCUGUUUUCCUCGCAUCGUUGUCAGACUUUUUGAUUUGUUUAAUCGGAGUCUGGAGAAGGGGGUUACGAGGGAGGAUUUGGUUGCUAUGAGGGAAUUGCAGUUUAGGAUUUGUGAGGGGGAGAAGAUUGUUGCUACUUGGGGAGUUGUGGGUAUGAAGGAGGCUGUGGCUAGGAUGUGGGGGAUGGGGGAUAAAGGGGGCGCCAGACUUCCUCUCGCAGGAGGCUUUCAAGAAGGAGAGACGGAAUGGCAGAAAUGGGAGACUGUAUUCGAGGGCUUGAAGAAGUUGGAGUUGCAAUUCCAGGCUGAGGAUGAUAAUGGUGGCAAGUGA